UUGCACACUGUAGAACGGCCAGGCAAAGUUAACUCAUCUCCGCCGAGAGGAAACCGCUGCCUCGGUCAUGACCGUGCGUGAGAGCCUGGGCUACGGCCUUAUGGGCUUCGGCCCGGCGCUGUCCAUGUUCACGCUGACCAUCGCGCGGCACCCGAGCCGAGUCGUGGUGCUGCUCGUGUCCUCCUUCAGCUGGCUGCUGUCGCUGCUGCUGUCGUCGAUCGCCUGGUCCGUGCUCUCGCCACUGGGCCUGCCCCUGGUCCCGGGGAUGGCUGUCGCCGUGCUCUUCCAGGAAGGCGCCCGACUCGCGACCCUCCACGCGCUGCGCAAGGUGGACCGCGCGCUCAAGCUGGCCGCGCUCGCCGGAGGCGUGCAGCUGGCUCGCAGCAGGGCUGCGCUCGCCUACGCCUCCGGCCUGGGCUUCGGCAUCGCCAGUGGAGCCUGCUCCCUGCUCAACGCGCUGGCAGACGUCGCCGAAGCGCGUAUGCCUCGCGGUGCUCAGGGUUACGUGGAGAGCGCUCCCGACUCGUUCUUCCUGAUGUCGGCGCUGACCACGGGUGUCCUGACGGUGCUUCACAGCUUGUGGAGCGUGGUCGCCUUCCAAGCACUGUGCUUUCAGAGCACGGCGCUUGUCGCCUUCGCGCCAGCCGCACACCUGUUCGCCUCGGGUGCCACACUGCUGUAUUCGCGCGGGCAACUGGUCGUCCCGCUGGCCGCCAUCGCCGGCUUGCUGUUCCUGACCGCUGCCGUGGCCUUCGUGGUGACCGGCGGCCGGACGGGACACACGUGGUCCCGGCAACUGGAACUAUCACGCAGCGACGGCUCGCUCGAGGGCUCCGAGGACGACUGAGGGCGGCGGAAUAAUGACGUAGAGAAGGGGGAACCAAGGCAGACACGAUUACCUGCACGUUCGUGCACGCGUGCUCUCUUCAUUCUGCUGGCAGUCAAGAUGCCUCCUUCACGACCUGCUUUGGGAACUCCAGCACCUUCCAAAUUCUUCGAAUUGCGCAUUAAACGUUUUUACGGGUU
Molecule: messenger RNA, 1026 nt
Organism: Dermacentor andersoni
Lineage: Eukaryota; Metazoa; Arthropoda; Arachnida; Ixodida; Ixodidae
Product: gamma-secretase subunit Aph-1-like
Biological process (GO): protein processing; positive regulation of catalytic activity
Cellular component (GO): membrane
Source: RefSeq, a predicted model, not a curated record